Messenger RNA from Histoplasma mississippiense, 117 nucleotides. RefSeq lists its product with no specific name. NCBI's taxonomy places the organism in Eukaryota, Fungi, Ascomycota, Eurotiomycetes, Onygenales, Ajellomycetaceae. Bases 1 to 117 code for a protein of 38 amino acids. The record is from RefSeq and is a predicted model, not a curated record. The transcript has 2 exons.
AUGACCAAGCACUUUUUACUGGACUGGACUUACGCUGUAGCUUUGAAACAGUUGGAGGGCACGAGCUCCAACUGGCUGAGUGGCUGGCAGUUUCGAAACAUCUGGAGGCUAGGCUAG